Messenger RNA from Plasmopara halstedii, 771 nucleotides. RefSeq names its product Chloroperoxidase. Gene Ontology annotation, molecular function: peroxidase activity. The coding region runs from base 1 to 771 and encodes 256 amino acids. Lineage: Eukaryota; Oomycota; Peronosporomycetes; Peronosporales; Peronosporaceae. The record is from RefSeq and is a predicted model, not a curated record. The transcript has a single exon.
AUGUUUCGCACUACUGUCGCUGCUGCUGUCGCUCUCGUCGCUUUGACCAGCGCUCCUUUCGUCCAAUCUCACGAUGACACGGAGCAAAAAACAUCUUGUAGUGACACAUCAUCGAAUCUCAAAGUCGGUGAGUACUUUAAACCCAGUGGUGACCAAGUCUCUGGCGUGUUCAAUAACACUGCUCCAUUCCGCCGUGGACCGUGUCCCGGUUUCAACGUGCUUGCUAACCACGGAUUUAUCUCACGCAAUGGCCAAAACAUUUCAAAAGCAUCGCUUGCGGCUGUAUUUUCUAGCGUUUAUAACGUUGCUGAAGAAUGGACAGUCGCACAAAUCGGUCGCUUGCCGGAUGUUUUCAGCCUUGACUUUCUCAGUCGAAACGAUCGUGAUGCUUCCUUCGCUCGCGAUGACCGAUAUUUCGGUCGUGAUCCGGCUGAGGUGAACGUGACUCUUGCUCAGAAAUUCCUUGACCGUGCUGACGCCGAUGGAAAAAUCACGCUGGAUGCAGUCGCUCACGCUCGCAUUGAUUUCGCGAAUAUGUGUAAGGCCAUUAACCCAGAGUGCAACUUUAAUGCUACGAUUGAGGCUACAGCUUUCCGUCAGGCAGCUCUUUUGCUAACAGUUUUCGGUAAGACAGACUUUAUCUUAGCCGAACACGUCAAGUCAUUUAUGGUCAAAGAGACAAUCCCAACUGAUUUCGUCAGGUCGGCGGUUCCAGUGACGACUGCGGCCUUAAACGCGACGUAUUCCAGAUUAGUUGAAGCGGCCAAGUAG